UGUACGUUAAGCCAAAGACAGCAAAAAAAAAAAAAGCAUUUCCCUUGAACUUAUGUCAUACAUAUGCUUGGUGGACAGGGUUUCCUAUCCUCCAUGGAGUCGCAGCGUAGGCGGCAGGAAGCUGCAGGAAGUGGGAAACCUGCCACCUGUCAUUUGACUCGGCACGUUCCGGUCGCACGCUAUGGUCAGGCGGACCAACUCAUGUUCAGCUGAAUCGUCACAUCCUGGUACUAGCACCAGGCGAUCAAGCUCGAGCCCCCGGCGGCGGCGGCCAUGUCAUCGUCGAUAUGGCUCCCCUGCUCCUGGCUACGGCGGGCUCUAUGGAAGCCGAACCCAAAGCAACCGAGAUGAGCCGAUCCGACGAGCAUCACGCGCGCUCCAUAUCGCAGACGCUGUUCUGCGCGCUCCUGCCGGCGUGCGUCACCUCGCGCGCUCUCUUCGAGCCUGCUGGUUCCGACUACGUCGGCCUGGCGAUCUACGCCGGCCUGCUGUUCGUCACGGCGGUUACGUACGCCGGCAUGUUCGCGUCCAGCAGGGCGAGCGGCGGCAAGGCCUCCCUGCGCGUCGUGGCUUGCGCCGCUAUCGCCGUUCUGACCAUUGCGGCGGGGUCGCAGCUCUCCGGGGCGGCGCACGUUGCUGCCGCUGCUUUCAUGGGUGUGGUGACGAGCUUGAUCGAGGCCAUUGCCAUGUGAAACCUGCGCUGCAAAUUGAAAUAUGUCUAGUUGUUUCAAUUAGGCCAUGAAAACAAUAAUAAAAUUAAGUAUUACU
Messenger RNA from Triticum aestivum (bread wheat), 768 nucleotides. RefSeq lists its product as uncharacterized. The transcript is spliced from 2 exons. The coding region runs from base 288 to 692 and encodes 134 amino acids. NCBI's taxonomy places the organism in Eukaryota, Viridiplantae, Streptophyta, Magnoliopsida, Poales, Poaceae. The record is from RefSeq and is a predicted model, not a curated record.